AUGCACAUUAUAAUAUUUUAUAAUAAUUCAGUUAAUAGUACCUUGCCAUGCCCACCGGAGCCAACACAAACGCAAACGCCAUUACCAACAUUAUUAACCACACCAAUAAACCCAAGCGCUCUUUCAUCGUUGAUAUCGUCUUUGCAAACAACCACAGCUGCUUUGACUGAAGCUACAACCACCUUAUCACCAGCAACUACAUUACAAACCUCAUCAUUUUUACUAACAACAACCACUUCACCAACAACAGAAGCACCUACCAUGCAAACUGCUUCACUACCAGUGUCUGCUUUUCCACCAUCGCCAUCAACACUAAUAACAACAACUGAUUCUUCUACCACAGCAACAAAUAAUUCUUCCACUUCACCAACAACACUAAUACCAACAACAGAAGCACCUACCACGCAAUCUGCUUCUCUACCGGUGUCUGCCUUUCCACCAUCGCCAUCAGCACUAACAACAACAACUGAUUCUUCCACUUCACCAACAACACUAACACCAACAACAGGUUCUUCUACCACACCAACAACCAAUUCUUCUACUUCACCAUCAACACUAACACCAACAACAGAAGCACCUACCACGCAAACUGAUUCACUACCAGUGUCUGCUUUUCCACCAUCGCCAUCAACACUAAUAACAACAACUGAUUCUUCUACCACAGCAACAACUAAUUCUUCCACUUCACCAACAACACUAAUACCAACAACAGAAGCUCCUACCACGCAAUCUGCUUCUCUACCGGUGUCUUCUUUUCCACCAUCGCCAUCAGCACUAAAACACAACUGA
Bactrocera oleae (olive fruit fly) is the source of this 789-nucleotide messenger RNA. Lineage: Eukaryota; Metazoa; Arthropoda; Insecta; Diptera; Tephritidae. The record is from RefSeq and is a predicted model, not a curated record.